This is a messenger RNA of Sipha flava (yellow sugarcane aphid), 2259 nucleotides long. RefSeq names its product origin recognition complex subunit 2 (gene Orc2). The transcript is spliced from 12 exons. Gene Ontology annotation, cellular component: nucleus; nuclear origin of replication recognition complex. Gene Ontology annotation, molecular function: DNA replication origin binding. The coding region runs from base 229 to 2187 and encodes 652 amino acids. The record is from RefSeq and is a predicted model, not a curated record. NCBI's taxonomy places the organism in Eukaryota, Metazoa, Arthropoda, Insecta, Hemiptera, Aphididae. Gene Ontology annotation, biological process: DNA replication.
AAGUUUAUAAGUCAAUGACAGUGGUCUGAAUUUCACUAAUACUAUCCAUAACUUGUAAUACUUUUCGUUUUCCAUUAUUUUAAUCAUACUUGGAUGACUAAAUUAAUAAUUUCUACAGUUUAUAUUCGUUUUUAAUUUUAACAUCUACCAGUUUAACAAUUAAUGAUUUUACAUUUUUAAAAAUUUUCUGGUAUUCAACAAGAUGAUUUUGUAAAUUACAGUCUUAAAAUGGAACAAUCAAUUAAUGAAGAUAACAACGAUAUUGAAGUGCAGUUUAUUGAUGAUCAAUCAGUCAUCCAUAUUAUUAAAGAUGAGACGGCACAAGAGAAUACUUCAAAAAUCUUAACUGGAACACCAAAAAACCGUAAAGAUAUUGUUCAUAAAUCUGCAGCAUUAAUUAAUAGUAAAAAAUCCAACCGAACAUCAAAUGAUAAUAGUUAUGACCGAAAACAUAGUGACAAUGAAUUAAAUACCAUAUUAAAACCAAAAGCAUUAUUUGUGGAUGGAGAUGUUCCAGGUGAAUGUAUGUUUAGUUUUAAUUCAAAACAUAGAAAAUCAUCUACAAAUCAACUAUCUAUACCAAAAACUCCUGCAAGUAAAAAAAAAAUGAAUACAAUUAUUGGUAUUAAACAACAUAACAAGAGUCACCAAGAUGACAAUACAAUCUUAUUCUAUGAUGUAAGUGAAAACAAAUCUGAAACGCCUUACAAGAAAUUAACUAGAGCAUCAUAUAAAUCAGCUACACCAAAUGCCAAAAAUGAAAUAUCAAACGAUGAUAGUAAAUUUGGUUAUGUUACACCUACAAAAUCAAAAACUAUGCAUACUCCAAAUAAUAACAAAACUAAAAAUGUUACAGAAUGUACAACUUAUAUUAAUUUAACUCCCAAAACUCCUAGGUCGAAGAAAUAUGUUAGCACUGAAGAUAUGGAAACAAAAACACCUAAAACUGUCCGAAAACUUCUUGCAAAAGGAAUAGCGAUUCAAAAAAGUGAAUUGCUUAAUGAAUUAAAUGAUUCUGAUUAUAGUAUCAGUGACAAAAGUGAUGAAAGUGACAGUGAUUCUAAUGAUUUAAAUGAUAACAUAUUACAACCACAAGUAAAUUUAUCUAGAGAUGUUUCAUUAAGAAGAUCAUGUAGAAAGAAAGAAGUACCAUAUGUGUAUAGGUGUGAAGAAUACUUCUUAUCUAAAUCAGCAAAAUCUAUUAAAAAAUCUAAGACAUCAGAUAAUACAUUAAAAUUAUUGAAAAAUCCUGCUUUAGAUAAAGAACAAGUCGAUAAAUUAUCAGAAGAUUCUAACAUUACACACAAUAAAAAGUUGAUAGCUCUUUAUAAAGAUAUUAUAUCAAAUUUUCCAUACUGGUUGUGUUUACUAAAGGAAGGGUUUAAUUUAUUACUUUAUGGAUUUGGUUCUAAAAGACAGAUUAUUAAUGAUUUUAGGAUAUCUAUGUUAAAGAAUGAGUCCACAUUAGUUAUUAAUGGAUUUUUUCCUGGACUAACUUUGAAAGAAAUACUGGAAUCCUUAACCAUUGAUUUACUAGCUCUAGAUAGUUGUCCAGGAAGUGCUGAACUUGUAAUACAGCAAAUUGAAGAAAAACAAAAAUUAAAAAAUGCUGAACAUAUUUAUAUUCUUAUUCAUAAUUUAGAUGGUGUUGAAUUACAAAACUACAAAAUACAACAUGUACUUUCAAGGAUUUGUUCAUUAAAAAAUGUGCACCUUAUAGCAUCUAUUGAUAGAGUAAAUGCAGCUUUGAUGUGUGAUAAUACAAAAUUGGGCGAUUAUAAUUUUAUAUGGAUGGACUGUACUAAUUAUUUACCAUAUACUGUUGAAACUGAUUUUGAACAAUCUGUAAUGAUCAAAAAUAUAGGAACACAACAUUCAUUAUCAGGAUUAAAUAAUGUUUUCAAAUCACUUACAUCUAAUACUAAAAAAAUACUGUUGUUGUUGAUUAAAGAUCGUAUUGAUAAUAAGAAUGAUAAAAAAUAUGGAGGAGUUCCAUUUUCUAUUCUUUAUCGCUGGUGUCGUCAGCAGUUUCUAGUUAGUACAGAUUUAGCACUGAGAAGUCAACUAACCGAAUUUGUUGAUCACGAAUUAGUGAAGUGGAAACGUGAUGCUGAUGUUCUUUAUGUUCCUGUAGAUGUUGAUGUUCUUAUUCAGUUUUACAAACAAAAUGAAGAUGACAAUGAAUAAAAUUCAAUAUUUUAUGUAUUUAGUUUUAAAAUGCCUAAUAGAAUAAUUUGUGGAAGUACUUAUAAAUUAUUA